Molecule: messenger RNA, 668 nt
Organism: Gastrolobium bilobum
Lineage: Eukaryota; Viridiplantae; Streptophyta; Magnoliopsida; Fabales; Fabaceae
Product: cyclic dof factor 4-like
Exons: 1
Coding region: 145-618 (157 amino acids)
Biological process (GO): regulation of DNA-templated transcription
Molecular function (GO): DNA-binding transcription factor activity; DNA binding
Source: RefSeq, a predicted model, not a curated record
UUUAAUUUAUGAUUGUGCAAAGUGCUAACUAUUAAACACUUUCAGCUUGAUCCCUCCUAAGUCCUAUGUAUAUAAAAACACUCUUCCACAAAUCUUUCCUCCUCAUCCCCAACCACCACCCUCUUCACUCUCUCUCUCUUUGAAAUGGAUCAAGUAGAUAUUGGCCAAGACGGUGAAGGGAUUAAGCUGUUUGGCACAAGAAUAACGUUGCAUGGUAGACAAAGAAACGAAGAUAAAAAGAGCAGUGAAGAAGGGACAGAGGAGAAGAGGCCUGCAGAUAAGACCAUACAGUGCCCAAGAUGCAAGAGCAUGGAAACCAAGUUCUGUUAUUUCAAUAACUACAACGUUAAUCAGCCUAGGCAUUUCUGCAAGGGCUGCCUGAGAUACUGGACCGCCGGCGGAGCCCUCCGCAACGUCCCCGUAGGGGCUGGCCGUCGAAAGGCGAAACAGCCAUGCCAUGACGCCGGUGGUUUACCGGACGGUGACCUAUAUGAAGUAUCCACUGUCCAAAAGUUUGGUUUUGAUGAGUGGCAUGUUUCCACCAUGGUCAACGGUGGUUUCCGGCAGCUUUUUCCAUCUAAACGGCGGAGGACGAGCUCUGGUGGUCAACCUUGUUAAGCGCUCUCUCUCUCUCUCCUUUUUUAUUUUUUAUUUUUGUAUAUUGAAAA